Oppia nitens is the source of this 1703-nucleotide messenger RNA. RefSeq names its product flotillin-1-like (gene Flo1). Lineage: Eukaryota; Metazoa; Arthropoda; Arachnida; Sarcoptiformes; Oppiidae. Bases 179 to 1549 code for a protein of 456 amino acids. The transcript is spliced from 7 exons. The record is from RefSeq and is a predicted model, not a curated record. Gene Ontology annotation, cellular component: plasma membrane. Gene Ontology annotation, biological process: regulation of receptor internalization; positive regulation of endocytosis; positive regulation of cell junction assembly.
CAAUACAUAUAAUAUUAUAGUAAAAAAAAUAAUAACUGUUUUAUUGCAUUAACUAAUAAUAAUAACAAACAAUUAAAUUGUUUACUAAAAUAAUUGAUUCAUUCAUUGAAUUAAAUCAAGCGAUUAAAAUAAAAUAUCAAUUAAUAUCAUCGAUCGGUCGGUAAAUUACAAAUAAAAAAUGUCGGGUUUCGUGACCUGCGGUCCCAACGAAGCUCUCGUAGUCUCAGGAUGCUGUCAUCGGCGGCCACUUAUGGUUCCCGGCGGUCGAGUGUUCGUUUGGCCAGUUGUCCAAAAGGUUCAGAGGAUAACAUUGAAUACGAUGACACUGACCAUCGAGUCGCCGCGGGUCUACACACAACAAGGUGUACCGAUAUCGGUAACUGGUAUAGCCCAGGUCAAGAUACAGGGCCAGAAUCUCGAUAUGUUGCGGGCGGCCUGCGAACAGUUUCUCGGCAAAAGUGAACAAGAAAUUAUGUCAGUGGCCAGAGAGACACUCGAAGGUCAUCAGCGGGCAAUAAUGGCAUCGAUGACCGUCGAAGAGAUCUAUAAGAAUAGGAAGAAAUUUUCGAAAAAGGUUUUCGAAGUGGCCUCAAGUGAUUUGGUUGAUAUGGGUUUUACGGUUGUCUCGUAUACGAUCAAAGAUAUCAGUGAUGAGGAAGGCUAUCUCAAGGCAUUGGGUUUGGCCCGUACUGCCGAAGUCAAACGCGAUGCCCGUAUUGGCGAAGCAGAGGCCAAACGGGAUGCACUGAUUAAGGAGGCGUUGGCCGAAGAGGAGAGGAUGGCUGCCCGGUAUGUCAACGAUGCCGAGAUAGCCAAAGCUCAGCGAGAUUUUGAGCUGAAGAAGGCGGCCUACGAUGUCGAAGUGUUUACCAAGAAAGCCGAAUCGGAUCUGUCCUAUAAUUUAUCGGCCGCUAAGACAAGACAACGUAUUAAAGACGAACAGAUGCAGGUCAAAGUAAUUGAACGAACCCAAGAAAUUCAAGUACAGGAACAGGAAAUUGUACGCAAAGAGAAGGAACUGGAGGCCACUGUCCGAAAGCCGGCCGAAGCCGAAAAGUAUAAACUGGAAAAGUUGGCCGAAGCUCAUCGUAACAAAGUCAUUAUGGAAGCUGACGGUGAGGCCGAAGCUAUGCGUCUGAGGGGCGAAGCCGAAGCGUUUGCCAUCGAGGCCAAGGCAAAGGCCGAAGCCGAACAAAUGGCCAAAAAGGCUAAUGCAUUCAAAGAGUACGAAAUGGCUGCCAAAGUCGAUAUGGUUUUGGAUAUGUUGCCAAAGAUUGCUGCCGAAAUAGCCGCACCAUUAGCCCAGUGUAAUCGUGUGGUUAUGAUUAGCAACGGUAACAGCGAAGUCGGUGCCAGCAAACUGACCGGUGAGGUGCUCGACAUCAUUACCAAAGUCCAUCUGACUGUCUCGCAGUUAACUGGCGGCACACCUCCCGUGGCUAAUACACCGGCAUCACUAUUGAUCGGCAAACCGGUUGCCUCAAAUUAUUUUCAUCCAUUGAAUAAUCAAUCGUCAAGUCAGGGAUCACUUGGUAGACUCAAAUCGUGAGACCAAAUAAUUAUAUACAACAACAACAACAACAAUCACAACAACAAAUGCAACAAAACUUUUUUUAUUUAUCAAAUAAUUUUUAUUAUUAUUGUUUUUUUUUAGUUAAUUUAUGUUUUUUGAUAUCAUUUAUAUUAUUAUUAUUAUUAUUACC